Arachis stenosperma is the source of this 864-nucleotide messenger RNA. RefSeq lists its product as uncharacterized. The transcript has 2 exons. The record is from RefSeq and is a predicted model, not a curated record. Bases 1 to 864 code for a protein of 287 amino acids. Lineage: Eukaryota; Viridiplantae; Streptophyta; Magnoliopsida; Fabales; Fabaceae.
AUGAGGAAUCUUAAAAGACAAGUGGGGCAAUUGGCCAAACAAGCUGAACAGCCAACUAAUAUUUUUUCAAGUGAUACAAUCCCCAGCCCAAGGGAGGAAUGUAAAGUUGUGCAGUUGAGAAGGGGCAAGACAGUUGGAGAAGACACAAAGAACAUCACUAGAGAAGCAACAAAGCUAAGAGAAGAGGAUAAAAGGGACCACAAAAAUGAUAAAGAGACACAAACCUCUAAGAAAGGCAAGGAAAUUAUGAAGCCACAAUCCGAGAAAAAGAAUGGAGGAGUGAAGCCCUAUGUACCCAAACUCCCUUACCCACAGAGCCUACACAAAGAAAUGAGUGACCAACAAUUCCCUAAAUUUCUAGAAAUUUUUAGGAAAUUUGAAAUCAACAUUCCAUUGGCUGAAGCUUUGGAGCAGAUGCCAUUUAUCAAUUUGAUGCCUCUAUCUAUGAUGAGAAGGUUGUCUAUAGAAGAAGUGAAGCCUACAAGGAUGUCCUUGCAAUUGGUUGAUAGAUCACUGGUAAUUCCCAAUGGAGUGGUUGAGAAUCUCUUAGUCAAGGUGGGGAAGUUCAUAUUUCCAGCGAAUUUUGUGAUCCUGAAUCUAGAUGAAGAGGAAAGUGAUUCUAUCAUAUUAGGAAGGCCUUUCCUAACCACAGCAAGAGCCAUUAUUGAUGUGGAGAAAAGAGAAAUCACCUUGAGGGCACAUGAUGAGCAGAUCAUUUUAAAUGUCUUUAAGGAAAUGCAGCAUCCUGCUAAAAAGAAAGGUUGCAUGAGAAUUGAGGAGGAAGAUCUAAACUGGAAGGAAAAGCCCCAGGAAUCACUCAUCAACUCACCCUUGGUGCAGAAGACAGGCAUUGAAGAAAAAUAA